This is a messenger RNA of Amphibalanus amphitrite, 2836 nucleotides long. RefSeq names its product beta-1-syntrophin-like (gene Syn1). The record is from RefSeq and is a predicted model, not a curated record. The coding region runs from base 148 to 1707 and encodes 519 amino acids. Gene Ontology annotation, molecular function: protein binding; structural molecule activity. NCBI's taxonomy places the organism in Eukaryota, Metazoa, Arthropoda, Thecostraca, Balanomorpha, Balanidae. The transcript has 11 exons. Gene Ontology annotation, cellular component: dystrophin-associated glycoprotein complex; intracellular anatomical structure.
GCUUUUGAUACGAAUAUGAAACAGCAAAAAUUUUAGGUUUUAGGUUAGGUUAGGUUGUAGGUUUGUAGGUUUUAGGUUGUAGGUAGGUAGGUUUGUAGGUUAGGGUAGGUUUGUAGGUUGUAGGUUGGUAGGUUAUAGGCACAACACAUGGAGCCAAAUGGUCACCAACAAAAAGUUGAGUCUGGCUAUAAGUCAGACACAAUAUCAUCAAUGAACAGGAGUGACACUCUGAGCUCAAAAAUCUCCUACCAGCCAUACAGUCCAUUGGAGGUAUGCAUCCAGGACCAAUGGUACAGCGCCACGGUCGGCAUGGAGGGCGACUACCUCAGCGUCACGCUGGACGACGUCACCGACAACAUGGUCAACAACAACGACAGCUCGCCGACCGACGACGUGCCCGACGCCGUCGCCAACCACAAGCGGACCGUGGUCAUCAACAAACCCGAGAGCAGCGGCCUCGGCAUCUCAAUCAAGGGCGGAAAGGAGAACAAGAUGCCCAUACUCAUCUCAAAGAUUUUCAAGGGCAUGGCGGCCGAUCAGACCGAGCAGCUUUACGUCGGUGACGCCAUCCUGUUCGUCAACAAUGAGGAUCUCCGCGACGCUACACAUGAUGCCGCCGUGCAGACGCUGAAACGUGCCGGCAAACAGGUCAUCUUGGAAGUCAAGUACCUACGCGAGGUGAAGCGCUACUUCCGCAAGGCGACGCUGACGGGCCAGCUGGGCUGGGACGUGGAGCGCGAGUACCUGACGCCCGGCCGGCUGGCCAGCUCGCCUUCCGAACGACCGCCGGAGCGCUCCCCGGACACGAAACUGAUCCGUCUACAGCUCUGUCAUCUGGCCAGGAACAUCCGGUGCCAGGAUGCCAACAGUUUCGAGAUUCACUCUCAGGACCUGCUGCACUGCUGUGUGCUGCGAUCCUCCGACGUCAACCAGGUCAACUGCUGGUUCAACACGCUGCACUCGUCACUGAGCGCCCUGACGCAGCAGGCGAUCGAGGUCACCAAUGAGCGCGUACGUGACCUUCUGGACGGCAGUAGUGUGCUGCACAUGGGCUGGGUCCGUGUACGAUCCACAGAACAGGACCAGUCGCUGGACAACCGUCCGUGGGAGCAGCGGUUCGCGGCGGUGACUGAGCGGGAGCUGCUGCUGUUUAACAAGGUGCCCUGGACGCUGGAGGCGUGGGCAGCGCCGGCCGUCGCCCUGCCCCUCUUCAUGACACGUCUGGUGCGGUACCGUCUGACGCCCACCGACGGACCGCCGUCCCCCUCGGAGCCCAUCACCCUAACCACGCGGACGGGCACGCGGCGCGGCGUCACCGCAGUACAGUGGCGCGUGGAGACGCCCCGGGACCUGGCCACCUGGAGCAGGGCCGUGGUGCAGGCCACGCACUCGGCAGUGGCUGAUCUGCAGCAGCUGGUGUUUGACUGCCGCUGGAAGGGCCAGGACGCGCGGCUGACCAUGCACUUCGAGAACGGCCUGACGCUCCGGCCGGCCACCGACCCGGCCGCGCAGCUGCCCGAGGCGCUCUGGCACUACAGCUUCGACAAACUGCUGGACUCUGGCGACGAUAACCGCAGCGUGGUCCACCUCAACUUCGGCAAGGGCGAGAUGCAGGAGUUGGACUUCCUCGGAUCGUCUCCGAAGCCGUUCGUCUUCGCUCUGCACACAUUUUUAUCGGCCAAGGUGGAGCGCUUGGGCCUGACGUGAGCAGCCGGUCUACCCUCCCCGAAGUUUGCCCCCCCCCCCUCUGGGCGUGCGGUGACCACAGCACGGCGCGGCGCGGUCUAUCGCGUCCUGCCGGCCACAUAUCAGUCCGUGGGCGCGGACGGACCCGGUCCGGCGCCACCUCGUCUUCCCCGCUAUAUCACGACCGCCGCCGCCGGUGGGUGGGCCGAACGAUGUUACGAUGUGUGUUCUACAGCGCGGCGGGCGGCGCGCUCGCUCGUUUUUCGGCAGCUGUUGGGGCGGCUCGCGCCGGGCUCUGUGUGUACGGUUGCUGUUGGUGCGCGUUCUUUGUGUCCCGCUGGUGUUGCUCGCGCUGUGUCGGCGGCCGUCCGCUCAGCCGCGGUGCCCGCUGGCUCCGGUCCUGUGGUGUGCUAGCAAUAACGCUGCCACUGCGCGCCGACGCGCCGGUCGCCGUCUCUUGCUCAAAGCAAAUCAGCGACUAGACCUGACCCUUCCGCCAAUGAGCGUUGCGACGACGGUCCGUCGACCAAUAGGCGUUUUCGACGGCGCUGUGUCCGCCAAUCCAGUGACAUUGGAGGUGUUCUAUCAGCUAACCACCAUUCGGCAGGCCUGCUCUUGUCGCUCAGGCCGCUAGGUGCGGCUGUCGCGGGCUAUUCCACGCUCUCGGGUAUGAACUGAACCAUAUCAGUGCGUGGUGGGCUGUUGGGCGGCGCCGCCGGUUGUGAAAACUGUACAAAUUGGAGCCCGCGGGGCCGGUGUAGCGCACACGGCCCGGCGGCCGAUCGUUCUUCCUUUCUUUUUAUGCGCGGGGCUCGCAAUAUGAAACAGGCGCGCUUUCCUGUUGGUCCUGCAUUUACAUAGUUAUAUAUUGUGAGUGUAUUUGCGGCGUUUUCUGAGCUGUCGUUUUAGGCUCUGCUGGCCUCUGUCCCGUGCUGUUGCAUCUUUGUAAUAUGCUACGCAUGUGUGAUUCUGUACUGUCAGCUCUCACUCUGCCUGGUGAUGCCGCUGAAUCAAGUAUUAUGAAUUAUGAAGUUUUAUUGUAAAUGUAUGCAUGUAUUUCAUAACUUUUGCCUGGUCAUGUUCGGUGCCAAAUUGCAUCUGGGCAAGUUAUUGGACGUUUAAUAUAUAUUUACAUUAAUCAUAGGCAUUA